AUGGCCGCCAGGAUCACCCGCGACGGCCUCUACCGCAUCACCUACGGCGAGACCCCCGGGCUCACUCACGAAGAAUACCUAGCCCGCCAGCCCUGGAAAUUCGAGACCAUCCUCCCCGGCCACCCCAAGCGCGACGAGUACAAGGUGAUCAGCACCUCCCCCUACCGCAUGCACCAACGCUGCGCCCCCAAGUUCCGCGUCGGCCGGGUGCUGCUGGUCGCCGACGCAGCCCACCUCUGCAACCCCUGGGGCGGGCUCGGCAUCACGGGCGGGUUUGUCGACGUGGGGGGGCUGUACGACUGCCUCGCGGGGAUAUGGGACGGGAAAGCGGACGACUCGAUCUUGGACCUGUACUCGGAGAAGCGGAUCGAGAAGUGGCGGACCAUCAUCGACCCGAUCUCGCAGGAGAACUUUAGGCGGGUGUCGGACAAGGAUCCGGCGACCAGGUUCCAGAGGGAUGAGUUUAUGCAGAUGUUGAAGAAGGGCGAGAGUGACGAGGCGUUUUUGAAGGAAUUGUUGUUGGCGCCGAUGGAUGUGCGGUACGAAUUUACGCAGCAUUAUAAUGAUGCGGCGAAGAAGGAAUAA
Molecule: messenger RNA, 585 nt
Organism: Chaetomium globosum CBS 148.51
Lineage: Eukaryota; Fungi; Ascomycota; Sordariomycetes; Sordariales; Chaetomiaceae
Exons: 1
Coding region: 1-585 (194 amino acids)
Biological process (GO): ubiquinone biosynthetic process
Cellular component (GO): mitochondrion
Molecular function (GO): FAD binding; oxidoreductase activity
Source: RefSeq, a predicted model, not a curated record